This is a messenger RNA of Candidula unifasciata, 801 nucleotides long. The record is from the annotation of a GenBank genome assembly. NCBI's taxonomy places the organism in Eukaryota, Metazoa, Mollusca, Gastropoda, Stylommatophora, Geomitridae.
AUGCCUCCAGGGACAGGUUACUGGGGCCAGCAGACGGCCACCAUUGAGUGGUGCGAGGAGAACUACGUGGUCAGCUACUAUGUUGCUGAGUUCUGGAACACGCUAUCCAAUGCCGUGAUCAUAUUUUCUCCACUGGUGAUGCUAAUCUUGUGCUACACACAGAAAUACGAGACACGCUUUGUAUGCACUUUUGCUGCCAUGACAGUUGUUGGCAUUGGAUCUGUGUUUUUUCAUAUGACGCUGAAGUACAAUAUGCAACUGAUGGAUGAGUUGCCGAUGGUGUGGGCCAACGCAAGCUUCCUUUACUCGUGCUUGAUGAUGACAAGCAAAUCCAACACAGACAACAUCAUUCUACAAGCCAGCCUGUUUCUUGGCAGCCUAGCUAUCACUGUGGUUUACGUUCUGAUUGAGGUACCCCUGUUUUUACAGAUAGCCUACGGUGUAAUGAACACGUUGGUGAUAUUGUUACAUAUCAGAAUGGUGCUAACAAUGGACUGCAAUAAGUACCUGUUUCUAUGUGGUCUCGGCUGCUACCUUCUGGGAUUUCUGCUGUGGAACAUUGACAAUGUAUAUUGUCACCAGUUAAGAUAUCUGCGAAAGCACACACUGGCAGAGUCAUCAGGCAUGCUUUUUGAAUGUCAUGCUUGGUGGCAUGUCUUCACGGGUAUUGGAGCUUACUUGGGAAUAUUGUUCACACUGCACACGCGUUACGUGUUUCUACAAAGAAAGCCCAAGUUGAAGAUGUUUUUAGGAUUUUGGCCUUACGUGUCCUUGCCUCCCGUGACCGGUAAAAUACAGUAG